CUUUUCUGUCCCAAUGAAUUCUUAUAUACAGCUCCGUUUAACAUUUAACCAAUGGUUUUUGGUGUUUUAUGACUACGCAGCUCGAUGUUCCUGAAGCAUCACUACGGGGUUGGUUACACUCUUACGCUAGUAAAGACUUCUCCAGCUGUCUCUGUUGCCACACAGAUAGUUCAUCGUCACAUUCCAUCAGCAACCUGUGUGAGUGAGGUGGGCAACGAAAUCUCUUUCAAGCUUCCUUUGGCAUCCUUGCCUUGCUUUGAAAAUAUGUUCAGAGAAAUUGAGAGUUGCAUGAAGAGUUCUGUUGACAGAUCUAGGAUAAAUGAGAUUGAGGAUUCAGAUUAUCCUGGUAUUCAGAGCUAUGGUAUAUCUGUCACAACACUUGAGGAGGUGUUUUUGAGAGUUGCUGGCUGUAACUUAGAUAUAGAGGAUAAGCAGGAAGAUACAUCUGUUUCUCCUGAUACCGAGCCUUCUUUGGUGUGCAUUGAGUCUGUUCAGAAGAGCACUAUCCAACCCAAAUUACUAGCAAGUUGUAAUGAGGGCGCUGGAGUUGUUAUUACCUCAAUUGCAAAAGCUUGCAGUUUAAUCGUUGCUGCAGUUUGGACUUUCAUUGGAUUCAUUAGCAUGCAAUGUUGUGGUUGUUCCGUUAUCUCAAGGUCAAUGUUUUGGCGGCAUUGCAAAGCAUUAUUCAUAAAAAGAGCAAGAUCUGCUUUCAGAGACCGCAAAACAGUGGCGUUCCAGCUCAUCAUCCCAGCAAUGUUCUUACUUUUUGGCCUUCUUUUACUACAGCUCAAGCCACAUCCUGAUCAGAAAUCCAUUACGUUGACAACUGCGUAUUUUAAUCCUCUUCUGAGUGGCAAUGGAGGUGGCGGUCCGAUUCCUUUUGAUCUAUCUGAGCCAAUUGCCAAAGAGGUUGCAGAAUAUAUUGAAGGAGGCUGGAUUCAGCCCUUGAGGAAUAGUUCAUAUAAGUUCCCUAAUCCAAAAGAGGCAUUGGCUGAUGCAAUUGAUGCAGCAGGUCCCACGUUGGGCCCCACUCUACUUUCUAUGAGCGAAUUUCUGAUGUCUAGUUUUGAUCAGUCAUACGAGUCAAGGUAUGGGGCAGUUUUAAUGGAUAGUCAGCAUCCAGAUGGGAGUGUAGGAUAUACCGUGUUACACAACAGUACUUGCCAGCAUGCUGGUCCUAUCUACAUCAAUGUUAUGCAUUCUGCGCUUCUCCGACUUGCUAGUGGUAACAAGAAUAUGACAAUUCAAACACGAAACCAUCCUUUGCCUCCAACAAAAAGUCAGCGCUUACAGCGUCAUGAUUUGGAUGCCUUUUCAGCUGCAAUUAUUGUAAGCAUUGCAUUCUCAUUCAUCCCGGCCUCCUUUGCAGUUCCCAUUGUUAAGGAGCGAGAGGUGAAAGCGAAGCACCAACAGCUUAUUAGUGGGGUUUCUGUUCUUUCAUAUUGGUUAUCAACAUACGUAUGGGAUUUCGUCAGUUUCUUAUUUCCGUCAACAUUUGCAAUAAUCCUCUUCUACGCUUUUGGUCUGGAGCAGUUUAUCGGAAUGGGUCGGUUUCUGCCAACUGUCCUAAUGCUUUUGGAGUAUGGUUUGGCAAUUGCAUCAUCAACGUAUUGUCUUACAUUUUUCUUCACCGAGCAUAGCAUGGCUCAGAAUGUUAUUCUUAUGGUCCACUUCUUCUCUGGUCUUAUCUUAAUGGUUAUCUCAUUUGUCAUGGGCCUUAUUCCAACCACAGUUAAUGCAAACUCAUAUCUAAAGACCUUCUUUAGACUAUCACCAGGAUUUUGCUUCUCUGAUGGAUUGGCUUCGUUAGCUCUUCUAAGGCAGGGGAUGAAAGACAAAUCCAGUCAUGGGGUGUUUGAUUGGAAUGUCACUGGAGCUUCCAUCUCAUACCUAGCUUUGGAGAGUAUAUUCUACUUCCUUUUGACGCUUGGGCUUGAGCUCUUGCCUGUUCAAAAGGUGAUGUCUUUCUCAAUUGGGGAGUGGUGGCAGCAUUUUAAAGUUUUCAAGCAAGGUGCUGGUUCUAGUUCUACAGAGCCGCUUCUCAAGGAUUCCACUGGAGCCAUUUCGGCUGAUAUGGAGGAUGACAUAGACGUGCAAGAGGAAAGAAACAGGGUGAUUUCAGGGUUGACAGACAACGCCAUAUUCUACUUACAAAACCUGAGGAAGGUCUAUCCUGGCUCCAAUCAUCACGGCCCAAAAGUAGCUGUACAGUCUUUGACUUUCUCGGUCCAAGCAGGAGAAUGUUUUGGCUUUUUAGGGACGAAUGGAGCUGGAAAGACUACUACCUUGUCUAUGUUAUCUGGAGAGGAAACACCAACUAGUGGAACUGCCUUUGUCUUUGGCAAAGACAUAGUGGCGAGUCCCAAAGCUAUCCGUCAGCAUAUUGGCUACUGCCCCCAGUUUGAUGCUUUAUUCGAAUAUUUGACUGUGAAGGAGCACCUUGAACUUUAUGCAAGGAUCAAAGGAGUGGUUGACUAUAGAAUUGAUAACGUGGUUAUGGAAAAGUUAGUCGAGUUUGACUUGUUGAAGCAUUCUCACAAGCCAUCGUUCACUCUUAGCGGCGGAAACAAACGCAAACUAUCCGUUGCUAUUGCAAUGAUUGGAGAUCCUCCCAUUGUCAUCCUUGAUGAACCAUCUACAGGUAUGGAUCCUGUUGCCAAAAGAUUCAUGUGGGAUGUGAUUUCUCGCCUGUCCACAAGGAGUGGAAAGACAGCGGUUAUUCUGACUACUCAUAGCAUGAAUGAAGCUCAAGCGCUUUGCACUAGGAUCGGGAUCAUGGUUGGUGGCCGCCUGAGAUGCAUAGGUAGUCCACAACACUUAAAGACGCGCUUCGGAAACCACCUUGAGUUAGAGGUCAAACCCAACGAAGUGAGCCAUGUGGACUUGGAGAACCUUUGCCAGAUGAUUCAGCAGUGGCUGUUUAACGUUCCUUCUCAGCCUAGGAGUUUACUUGGCGACCUCGAAGUUUGUAUCGGUGUCUCUGACUCUAUAACUCCUGAUACGGCCUCAGCAUCAGAAAUCAGUUUGUCACCAGAAAUGAUACAAAGCAUUGCCAAGUAUCUGGGUAAUGAGCAGAGAGUGAGUACUCUAGUACCUCCCAUGCCUGAGGAAGAUGUUGGAUUCGAUGAACAGCUAUCAGAACAGCUCUAUAGAGAUGGUGGUAUUCCGCUGCCAGUAUUUGCGGAGUGGUGGCUAACCAAAGAAAAGUUUUCAGCAUUGGACUCUUUCAUACAAACUUCGUUUCCAGGUGCAACAUUUAAGAGCUGCAAUGGAUUGAUCAUUAAAUACCAGUUGCCAUUUGGGGAAGGAGGAUUGUCACUUGCAGAUACCUUUGGAUACCUUGAAAGAAACCGGAAUCAGUUGGGCAUAGCUGAAUACAGCAUAAGCCAGUCCACACUUGAGACUAUAUUCAACCAUUUUGCAGCUAACUCAUAACCAGUGAAACCAUUAUUGCGGCUUUUGUAUAACCCAAAACCAUUCCAUGAACACACUAAAGAGAGAUCUGAUCACUCACCAAAAUAGUUGUAUAUAUGGCACAUAUAUGAAAAACAUGUGUUCUUAACGUUCAUAUAUAUAUACACACUGUUGUAAUGCACUAUGUUUUGAACAGUAUCAAUAGUACUAUGUUUUCAUC
Messenger RNA from Raphanus sativus (radish), 3634 nucleotides. Its product is annotated as ABC transporter A family member 1-like. Bases 85 to 3435 code for a protein of 1116 amino acids. Gene Ontology annotation, cellular component: intracellular membrane-bounded organelle; membrane. Gene Ontology annotation, biological process: lipid transport; transmembrane transport. Lineage: Eukaryota; Viridiplantae; Streptophyta; Magnoliopsida; Brassicales; Brassicaceae. The record is from RefSeq and is a predicted model, not a curated record. Gene Ontology annotation, molecular function: ABC-type transporter activity; lipid carrier activity; ATP binding. The transcript has 22 exons.